UUGUUUUGUUUUUCUGGCCAAACUAACAUGAAGUUCUUAAUUGUUUUCGCUUUGGCUUUGGCCACCGCUUCCGCUUUCGAUUUACGUGGUGCUGAAAUCAACCAACGCAAUGUUGUGGUAGAGGCUGUUGAGCCUGAGGCUCGUAUUACCAAUGGCCAUAGUGCUAGCGUGGGUCAAUUCCCCUACCAAGUAGGUCUAUCCUUGAAACUUAGUGCCACCUCCUCCUCCUGGUGUGGUGGUUCUUUGAUCGGCAACAAAUGGGUAUUGACUGCUGCUCACUGCACCGAUGGUGUUCAAUCGGUUACUGUGUACUUGGGCGCCACUGUACGCACCUCCGCUGAAGUUAAACACACUGUUAGCAAGAGCGAUGUCAUCAUUCACUCUGGCUGGAAUAGCAGAACUUUGAAGAACGAUAUUUCCUUGAUCAAGAUCCCAUCCACUGCUUAUACUGCCAAGAUUAAGGCUGUUAAAUUGCCCUCCAUUGCCAGCUCUUACUCCACCUAUGCUGGGGAUAAGGUUGUUGCCUCCGGUUGGGGCCGUACCUCUGAUGCUAGCGGUGUUGCCACCAAUUUGCAAUGGGCUGUCAUGCAAGUCAUUUCCAAUACCGCCUGCGCCAAGACCUACGGUACCACCAUUACCUCCUCCAACAUUUGCGUUUCUACUCCCAGCGGUGUUUCCACCUGCCAAGGUGAUUCCGGCGGCCCAUUGGUUUUGGAAUCCAGCAAGGUUCAAGUUGGCUUGACCUCUUUCGGUUCAUCUGCCGGUUGCGCCAAGGGCUACCCAGCUGCCUUUACCCGUGUCACCAGCUACUUGGAUUGGAUCAAGACCCAUACUGGUAUCUAAAUGCUAAAAUUUAUCAAUAAAAUGAUUGUUAACUUCUAAA
Molecule: messenger RNA, 883 nt
Organism: Calliphora vicina (urban bluebottle blowfly)
Lineage: Eukaryota; Metazoa; Arthropoda; Insecta; Diptera; Calliphoridae
Product: serine protease 1-like
Exons: 1
Coding region: 28-843 (271 amino acids)
Biological process (GO): proteolysis
Molecular function (GO): serine-type endopeptidase activity
Source: RefSeq, a predicted model, not a curated record